ACAGUUUAAUUAUCUAAAUCCAGUGUUCAUUUAAAAUAGAUAUAGUAUUGUGUAUGUUCUAAUGUGUCUCGGUUGUGUCGUUUCGACUUGAUUUUUAUCGUUAUUGGUAGGCGCAGGUGAGGUGAUAAGCUUGUCAAUAAUCAAAAUUUAAAGAUGAAUGAAUGAGUUGUUACCGGAUUUUUUAAAAUCUCCAACAAUGAAGAGAUAUUUGUUUCUUUGGGUGUAAAGUAAUAAUGCUGAGUUCAAUAUGAAGGAAAAGGACAUGAUAGGAGGAUGCUGUGUCUGCUCAGACGAGCGAGGUUGGCCUGACAAUCCGCUCGUCUACUGCGAUGGCAAUGGUUGCACAGUUGCAGUGCACCAGGCAUGUUACGGAAUUGUGACUGUACCAACUGGACCGUGGUAUUGCAGGAAGUGUGAAAGUCCCGAAACCAAAGGAAAAGUGCGAUGCGAACUUUGCCCUGCGAAAUCCGGAGCGUUGAAACGUACGGAUACAGGCGGGUGGGCCCACGUUGUUUGCGCACUGUACAUACCAGAAGUGAGAUUUGGCAAUGUCACGUCUAUGGAGCCAAUAGUACUCAGGCUGAUACCACCAGAAAGAUACAAUAAGACGUGUUACAUUUGUCAAGAAUCCGGCAAGUCGCAUCGAGCCACAGCCGGUGCUUGCAUGCAGUGCAACAAAUCAGGGUGUAGAUUGUAUGCCCACGUAACUUGCGCUCAGCGCCUCGGAUUGCUCUGCGAAGAGGCUGGCAACUACUUGGACAACGUCAAGUACUGCGGCUACUGUCAACACCAUUACAGCAAGCUGAAAAAAGGCGGUAACGUAAAGACUAUCCCGCCUUACAAGCCCGUGUCGCACGACAGUCAAUCCAGCGACUCGAGUUGCGAGAAAGAAGGCGAAGCCUCACCCAUGGCUGGUGGCAGUGGAACUCCAACACACACUACUAAAUCUAAAGGACCCGGCCGGAAGUCAUCUCACAAUUCCAAUGCAGCAUCUGGAAAAAAUACACCAGGAUCAUCCAAGACUCCGACCAACACGAGUCAACCUAUGGAGAUCAAUCAGGACAAUGCCGAGGUGCCCACAGUUGGACGGAAACACAAAGCGUCUGAAAAAAACAAAAAGAAGCCCUCGCCGUCGCGACGCGGGUCGUCAGCUGGCGACGCGGGUGGAUCCGGCAGCAAGAAUACAACUCCUGCACCGUCGCCGCAGCACCCAGCAGCUGAGCAUGCUCAAGCACCAAGCGGCAAAAGUUCAGGAGGUACAACUCCGGGGGCAGCUUCGAAGGUAGCACCACCAUCUGCUUCGCCAAGUUCCAUCAAGGCCCCCGAAGCGGUCGGAGUCAUAAGCUCAGUUGCUUCAGCCACCGCAGCCUCCGUGUCCACUGUCACGGCUACUGUGCCAAGCACUUCAGUGACCACAUCUGUGGUACAAGUACCAACAACGAAAUCGGCCAGUUAUCAAGAGACUGUGAUCACAAACACAGAGUCUAUGGAAACCAAGCAAACAAAGAAACGUAAAGCCGUUUCUGCCGCAAACAACCCUGCGCCUGUCGAUUAUACAGCACCACAGCCAGUACAGCAGCCAAAUGAGGCCAACACACAAGGCGGCAACAAUAUGUGGGAGACUCCUCACAUCCCAAAUGAUACACAAAUGGACACUGUCGAGAAAAUAAUCAAAAAGGCAAAAACCGAUCUGAGCGGACCGGAGAAUGUACCCGUCUCUCAUUUUUCAACUAUGAGCCCUGCACCCCCUCCGCCACCACCGCCGCCAGCGCACAGCCCAGCUUCGCAACCAAGUCCUAGACAUCUGCCGAGCCCCAUGCCUGGGCCGAGUGGGUUGAACACAAUGUCCAAUAUACGAUCGCCAUCGCAACCUCAGGGCGUGAAGGGUGACCGCGACGUGGCUGUUUCCCUCCUAGUGUCGGUGCCGCUGCCAUCCACCAGCCACGGGCUCAACCUCUCCGCACAUGCACAGGCGUCGACUUCAGCUGAGCACUGUGGCCCGUCGCCUCAUAUAUUCCUCCCACCGCAAAAACAGGCUGCGAUGGACCCUGGUAUGCCAGCUCAUCCGCCGCUGGCAGUGCCUGGACGCUCUACAUGGGGUGGUCUGAAUGUGACCUACGAAAUGCAACAGGAUCCCAACAAACCUGGAGUAAGCGGUCUGGCUGGACCCAGUAAGGAUGUAAGCGUAGGACCGCCUAUGCCGCCUAUGCCCCCUGCGACAAUUAGAAACAAGAAACGCAAUGCUAUGGCCACGUCCGUAGUUGCUAUGGCAAAUAACCCAUCGACGUCCGCAAUACAGACCGUAACAAGUCAAACUAUUGGGAACAUGCGUCGCCCACCGCAGCCUACGCCUCCACCCAUAUACCAGGAGACGAUUAAAGAUUCACCACCGAGCUCGCCUAGCUCUGAGCGUCCAUUGAAACCUAAAAUGGAUGCAAGCCGUAUCGGUGUGAGCUGCACAGCGCCACAUAUGCUUGGCAACGAAUUGAACCCAGAAAGUGGUGCGGCGGCACGCCUGCAGGAACAAUUGAGUGCUGAACUCGCAGCACACGCUGCUGGAGGCUCCGGCGUCGACCCGCUCAUACCGCCACCGCUCAUCAAUAAAGCCGGACCGAGUUCAAGCGGCUCAGGGCGUGGUGGAGCGUCGGGUGCACAAAGCCUCGACCAAUUGCUCGAGAGGCAGUGGGAACAAGGCUCGCAGUUUCUCAUGGAACAAGCCCAACAUUUUGAUAUUGCAUCCCUACUGUCGUGUCUUCACCAACUGCGCACAGAGAACGUACGUUUAGAGGAGCAUGUGGGUAAUCUAUUGCAAAGGCGCGACCAUCUGCUAGCUGUCAACGCCCGCCUCGCUAUACCACUCACGACCGUGACAACCGGCCCGCCGGAACCAACCCGAUGUACUCGCGAGAAUGGAUCUCAGGUGCGUCCCCCGCCACCAGUACGCGCCCCCGAGACCAUCACGUCGGAACGAUCACAUCAGCUCAUAAUGCGAGAAGUACAACAGAAGCCCAGCUGAAAGGAGCCGGGUGGCGGAGGCGGCGAACCGCCAGUUCCGGGGCCCUCCGGAGCGGAACCCGAGGCGCUCCGCACCGUACAAACGUACAUAAUGCUCGAACAACGGCGCAGGGCCGACUUCUCCAUCGACUCCAUACUGAAAUUCGACCACUAAACAUACGGACUCUACGGCCGACAAGGAAAUGUAUUUGACGUGAAUCCACUGGUAAUGUACAGUUAAUUACCGGUUGUUACCAACUACCGGUUACUGUACAAUUGCGUUAUAGAUCGCACGCUUUGAGAUUUGAUAUUAUUAAACAUCCUGUAUAUAGUCUCAUAGUAUUGCCAGCGGGGUAUUUCAUUGUAUAUUGAUAUUCAUACGUUUAUGUCGAGGUUAGAAUAGAGUUGUAUUUAAUUAUUAGAUGAUGCUACUGUAUUCUCUCGGCAGACCCUAUAAGGGACCUUUGUGAAAAUAUAUUGUACAAUGUGUACUAUUUAUUGUAUUAUUAUUGUGACGUAUUGAAAAAUUGGACUGACUUAUUACACUGCUAUGAAAUACAGCUGAAAAGCUAUUGGACAUGGAAAAAAAAAUGACUGAUGACUUUAAUUACAUAUAUUUGUGACUUACGAUAAUGUAUGUUGUAUUGUUCAGAUAUCACGACUUUUAUAAGGACAUUAUGGGAUUCAUUCUGUUCAGUAAUUAAUAAUUACUGAAUAGUCAUUUUUAGCGACUAGUAGAUGUAUUUAUUUGUCGCUUGUGAGUAAUGGAGCGUAUAUAGACUAUGUUCUGUCUUCUAGAUUUAAGUAAGUAUUUUUGUUUUCGCAUGGGGUCCCUUAUUGGGUAGGGAGUGUCUAUUUUAGUGAUUAUUUCUAUGUUUAUCUACUUCAAAUGUAGACUUAAAUACUUUUAAAUCGAAAUUUAAAGGUUCGUAUGAAUAUCUAUUCCGUACAAAAGUUGACAAUCACAUAUUUAUAAAUUAUUUUAUUUUACCAUUAUUCUUAGACAAUCACAUAAACUGUUAUAUUACCAUUUUUUUGCAUGCUUUUAUUUUAUGUCUAUGCCUUCUCUACAAUCUAUUCUCUUAAAUUAAUUCACCUUUAUAUUUAUAAGUGCAUUGUUUACAAUAGUCUAUUUCUAGUGAUUACAUCUAUAUUUAUCUACUUCAAAUGUAGACUUAAAUACUUUUAAUACGCAGUUGAAUGGUUCGUAUUGAUAACAAUUAUGUGCAAAAGCUACAGAAUAAUUAGAAUUAUAAUUCAUUGCCAAUUUUUUAAAUCUAGACUAGAACUAUUUUUUGUCUCGAUUCAUCCAUUUUAAACUUUUAUGCAUGCUUUUAUUUAUUUUGACUUCAAUCUAACCUUCUUUACAAUGAGAAUGAAUUAACCUUUAUAUUUAAAUCUUUUACAAUAUAGUCUAGAAUGUUCCUUUUUUUGCCUAU
Molecule: messenger RNA, 4433 nt
Organism: Achroia grisella
Lineage: Eukaryota; Metazoa; Arthropoda; Insecta; Lepidoptera; Pyralidae
Product: protein AF-10-like
Exons: 26
Coding region: 248-3016 (922 amino acids)
Biological process (GO): regulation of transcription by RNA polymerase II
Cellular component (GO): nucleus
Molecular function (GO): histone binding; nucleosome binding
Source: RefSeq, a predicted model, not a curated record